Anopheles marshallii is the source of this 1161-nucleotide messenger RNA. RefSeq names its product GTPase Era, mitochondrial. The transcript is spliced from 2 exons. Gene Ontology annotation, molecular function: rRNA binding; ribosomal small subunit binding; GTP binding. NCBI's taxonomy places the organism in Eukaryota, Metazoa, Arthropoda, Insecta, Diptera, Culicidae. Gene Ontology annotation, cellular component: mitochondrial matrix. The coding region runs from base 1 to 1161 and encodes 386 amino acids. The record is from RefSeq and is a predicted model, not a curated record. Gene Ontology annotation, biological process: ribosomal small subunit assembly.
AUGGCUUUAAUACUGUUGCAAAGAAUUCGUAUAAUCCCAGCUCCGUUCCUUGGCCUGCAACAUUGUCAACGGUGCUUCAGUGCUCGUUUAUCGGAAAAUGUUAGUAACGACAAUGGCACAGAGCUGCAGCAUCCGGGGAGCAGGAACACUGAGCGACUGAUCAAAGUGGCCAUCAUUGGACUGCCAAAUGCCGGCAAAAGCACCCUCAUUAACCGUUUAAUUGAUCAACGGGUCUGUCCAGUUUCAGCAAAAGUUCAUACGACAAGAAAGGCAUCGAAAGCUAUUCACAGCAAGUCCAAUUCGCAAGCGAUUCUUUUUGAUACACCGGGGUUAGUAGGGAAUCGGGAAAUCAAGAAACAUCAGCUGGACACCCAUUUUGUAUCCGCAUGCCGGCAUGCAAUACAGCACUCGAGCUUGAUUGGUGUGGUGCACGACGUUUCGAAUUCAUGGACACGCCAUGCACUGAAUCCAGUGUUGUUGCGUGUCCUUGAAGAAUAUGCUACCAUACCGAGCUUCUUAAUAUUGAACAAAAUCGAUACGUUGAAAUCGAAGCGUAUUCUGCUGGACAUUGUGCGGAACUUGACCUGCAAUCAGCUGGAAAACAUUCGAAAUUAUGGGCCACUUCUUAGACGACGAAGAAAUAAGGAGUCUUCCCAGGUGACAGAAACGAACACUGUAAUUGAUGAUAGAGAGGCGAUUACCCCAGCUCCUUCACCACCCGUGGAUGGAUGGCCAAAUUUUACGGAAAUAUUUAUGGUUUCCGCAGUAACCGGCGAUGGUUUGCGUGAGGUGAUGUCUUUUAUACACAGCAAUUCGAAGCAACAACCGUGGGAACAUCUGCCAGACGAACACACGGACCUAACGCCUGAACAGCUGAUCGUGCAGAGCGUUCGUGCACGGUUGCUUGAUUUUAUGCCCCAGGAGAUACCAUACCUACUGCAGACGGAGCUAGAGUACUAUGAAGUGGUGGGUGGUAAGAUACUAACCAGUGCCAUCGUAACCUGUCCGAAUGACCGGAUAGCCCGGCUGGUGUGUGGUGAAUCGAAUGGAAAGCUGCGUCAAAUCAACGAACAGGUUACGUCGGAUCUGAUCGAAACGUUCGGCAUGCCAGUGCUGCUUUCAAUUACGACGCGGGUUCGCAGCAAAGAACCUAAGUCAUAA